AGAGAUUGGGUCCAGGCUCCAGCCAAGUGGGCGGGAGCUUCUGCCGGGCUGGUGAAGGCCACAAGGUGCUGCUGCAGUCGCCAGGAGGGGGCGCUAGCUCAGGUAGUUUCUCUUCAAAGCUUCGCGGGCUGCGGGGCGGAGUCACGAGGUAUCGCGAGAUUCUAGAGCGACCGGCGCCUACGGGUAACAUGGCGGACUCGUUGCUGCAGCGUAAGCGGGGUUCUUCCCGUGCCACAUGGCUGCGGGCUCGGAAAGGCAGACCUCAGCUCAUUCUCAGCCGUCGGCACCGCCGCCGACUCAGGACCCUGCGCUGGAGAGGUCGAAAGCGUCUGAAGCGGCGCCUCCAACUGGCCCACGCGGCCGGCGCUGACUGGCGGGAAGGAGUCUGCCCUGUGUCGCGCACAUCGGUGGCUUGGAAGCCCAAAACUGCAGACCCCCGCCCUGCCCCGGCCCUGGCCCCGGCCCCCGACCCCGACGAGGGCUGCGCCUGGAGGCGCCCCGCCUGGCUCCCCAUUCCGCCGGUGCGGCCGGCCGGCCGGGGUCGCGCUUUGUUGCUGCUGCCCCUGGAGCAGGGCUUUACUUUUAGUGGCAUCUGUCGAGUAACUUGCCUCUAUGGCCAAGUGCAGGUACUUGGUUUUACCAUCAGUCAAGGCCAGCCUCCCCAAGAUGUCUUCUCUACCUACACCCAUUCUCGCCUGACUAUCAGUUCACUUCAUUACUUCAUGCCUGAGAAAAGCAAUAAGGAGAUGAAAAGGGAAGCCCGGACUUUGCUCAGAUCCCAUCUUAACAAGGGUGACAGGUGUUGGGCAAUGAGAAAUUUUUCUCCUCUGUGUUCUAUCGUGUUGCUGGAACGUUUGAAAACCUCCACUGUAAACUUUAUAGUCAGCCACCCAGGUUUAUCAAAUGUUUUCCAACAAGAGACUCCAACUUUCCAAAUUAAUGCUGAGUCUUUAGCCUUGAGGUCUGUUGGCAUUAGAAGAGGGAAAAAAAAAAUUGGCCAUCGUCUAACUGAGAGCUUCCUUUCAGCCGUGGAGGAGCUGGUCAGUGUUUCUUGUGAAGAAGCAGAUGGCUGCCCUAUUAUUCUGGUUUGUGGAUCCCAGGAUGUUGGAAAGUCAACAUUUAAUAGAUACUUGAUUAACCAGCUGUUGAAUUGCCUUCCUUGCGUUGACUAUUUGGAAUGUGAUCUGGGACAGACAGAAUUUACUCCUCCUGGCUGUAUUUCCUUAUUUAAUAUUACAGAACCAAUCCUAGGACCACCUUUCACCCACCAGAGAACACCUCAGAAAAUGGUGUAUUAUGGGAAGCCAUCUUGUAAUAGCAGCUGUGAGAAUUACAUUGAGAUCAUAAAGUAUGUGUUCAGCGCCUACAAGAGAGAGUCCCCUCUUAUUGUCAACACAAUGGGUUGGGUAACAGAUGAAGGGCUUUUACUUCUUAUUGAUCUGAUCCGAUUGCUGUCUCCCAGUCAUGUUAUUCAGUUCGGAUCCUCCCGAAGUCCGUACAUGCCAGACCUCACCUCUGCCUAUGUAGAUGACAUGGAUGGCUUGUACACGAAAAGCAAGGCCAAAGUCAGAAACAGAGGUUAUAAUCUUCCAGAAUUUGCAGAUAUUUUGGAGUUUGCUGAUGAAGAAAAGGAAAGCCCAGUUUUUUUUACUGGGCAUAAACUAAUGUGUAUUAAGGCAGAAUUUAUAAUUAGAAAAACUUCAAGAAACAGAGAGACAUACAACAAAAUUCUUCGUGGUUUGGCAGUGUUAGGUUACCUUGGCAAACUGCAACCUCCAGUGCCAAAACCACUUUGUCCCUUACACGGUCUGACACCUUAUCAGGUCCCUUUCAAUGCAGUAGCACUCCGGGUCAUUCACUCUGAUGUUGCUCCUACCCACAUAUUAUAUGCUGUGAAUGCCAGCUGGGUUGGUCUCUGCAAGAUCCUGGAUGAUGUCGGAGGAUACACACGUGGGCCCAUCCUCCUUGCCCAGACUCCAAUCUGUGACUGUGUAGGGUUUGGAAUUUGCAGAGGGAUCGACAUGGAGAACAGGCUUUACCACAUCCUCACUCCUGUGCCCCCUGAGGAGUUACGAAAUGUGAAUUGUCUGCUGGUGGGAGCCAUUUCCAUUCCACAGUGUGUCUUCCAGUGCCAGCAAGGACUGGAAGGAACAAUGCCUUAUGUCACAACAGAUUAUAAUUUUAAACUUCCUGGAGCUUCAGAUAAAAUUGGAGCAAGAGAAGGUAACAAGAAACCUCAAGAGAAACUACACCCCAAACGUAAAUUUUAUCGAAAAACAAAAUGAUACUGAUGAUUUUAAUAAGAAAGCGAUGGCCUUGGUCUCCAGCUGACGUCAGCAGAUGGAUGGGUUUCUAUGGCUUCAAAGGGAGCUACAUAAGUACAUAGUAAACAGUGCUUCUUCUGGAACACCGGCCUGUUGAUUGGAAAUUUAAGUUCCUUUCCUCUUAAGCUACAUGACCUAAAGUUUUGCUCAAGUCUUCUGUGUUUUUUAUCAUGAUGCUAUUUUCUGAAGAGGUAAAAGCAACAGGAAAAGUUUGUAUGUCACUACAGUAUUGAAUUGGGUCCAUUCGUCAAAAAUUCUCCAAGGACCUGGCUGUUGGAAUCUGGAUAAAAGUAGGGAACCUGGGACCACCAAAACAUACCAAGGAGAAAGAAGGGCUGUCCAACAGGACUGAACCAUAAUAAGGUGUGAGUGAGGAUCACCGUGUACAGACUAGGGCCUCCUGCCAGGCUGACUGGGGUCUGCCUGUGGGACACGCAUGGCACUCCUCCUCCUUAACUUCUUCUAUGUGGGUUGAAUGGUAGAAGAGUAUGUUGAGUAUGUUUGUAAUCAAUGUAAUCAAGGUUUAAUAGAUAAAAAAUUGGACUUGGAAAAAUAAAAACUAUGUUUUAUUGGCUUUUUUUUUUUUUUUUUUUUUUUUUUUUUGGUCAUUGCUGGAGUUUUGCUGCUGUGGGCCAACUUUUACAAAGAAGAGACACCACCAAAGCUUCCUUCAAUGCCACAGUAUUUGUGAAGCAGGGGCUCAAACCUGGGUCAUGUACUUGGUAAAUCAGACACCCUUCCAGGUGAGCUAUCUGACUGAUCCUCCACUGUAUUUUAUUGUAGUACUGGAGAUAGGUCAAAUUCAAGGUCUUGCAUGCACUCCCCACCACUAGGCCACCUCCCUGGCCUAAUUUUUUAUUUCAUUUUUUUAUGACAGAGUGAGAUAGGGCACAAAGCUCUGAUUCAUAUUCCAUGGAAUUUUCUUCUCUGUGGCUCUUGUGAGCUACCAGGGAACUGAAUCUGUGCAUGUAAGGCAGGUGCUCUGUCACUGAGUCCCCUCUCGUACCGUAACUUUGUUUUAAUCUGAUGGCCUUAAGUUGAAGAAAUUGCUCUCAAGUCCAGAAGCCUCUUCUUAGGCCAAACUUUAAAACUCUUUGUGCUAAUUUACUUCUCAUCUGAGAGUGAAGACUCAGUCAGCCAUGUAUUCAUUCAACUGUUAGGGAGAAGUCCUGGUAGAACAAUUUGUGAAAAGCUCUCAUCUCGACUUUGGGCAGCUGGCCAUGAACUUUCACACAUAUGAGAAUAGCUCUGCUUCUUAGAGCUUUCUGCUGGGGCACAGGAAACUGGUGAGGUAGCUAUCCUGCCAGAUGAUUUUGGAACACAAUGGGAAUCCAUUCUUCUCUCUGAUGACCAUGAUUGUCUACCUUCCAGAUGUGGAAAUGGCUUUGUUAAACAAUGAUUUUGUCCAGUCCUAUCAUUUCUGCAUUUAGGACACACACACAAACUGAGGCAAUGUUUCAGAUUGGUACUGUAACUUUCAGCAUCCUAGCAGACCUGUUUAAGGAUGUUGUGAUGUGUGGGUUUGACAUUUAUGCUCAUAGAAACUACCAAUUACUGUGGUCAGUGUUCUUGUGCCCCACAGCUUCUAGAAACACAGCAAGGACUUAACAAAUACACACAGAAACCCUUGCCACCCUCCAGGGUUAGUUUGGAUAGUCUAGAGACCAUUUAAGAUCUUUUUUCUUUUUUUUUUUUUUUAACUGCCACCAGCAUUAUUCCUGGAGCUCAGUGCUAGUACUGUGAAUCCACUGCUUUGGGUGGCCUCUGCUUUUGGUGGGAGGAGAUAAGAAACAGAAAUUGAGGUGGGAGACCAGAUAAGGAGAGAGGAGGACGCCUGCAGCACUGUUCCGCCAGUCAUGAAGCUCUUACCUGCAGGAGGAGAUGGGGGUUGGACCCAGGGCCUUGCUCAUGGUGAUGUCCUCUCUACUGAGUGUGCUACUUCCCCAACCCAAACUCUGAUUUCUUAUUUGCCUUCUUUUUUUUAAUUGCUUACCAGAACCUUGUGCUUGCACAGUGCCACUCUUCCUGGCAUACUUUUCUUUCUCAGUCACACAGGAAGAAAUUGCAGCUGCUCCACCGUGCAUGGUGCUUUCACCUAGGUCCUUGUGGAAAAUUUGUUCUCUGCUGGAUGAGUUCUCUCCCAGCCCCAGUUGCCUCUUAUUUAUACCAGCAUUCAACUUGUACAUGUUUUAAGGGUUUUAACAGAGUUUCACCUUCAACUUCAUGCUUCCUUUCCCAACUUGUUAACAGCUUUACAGUUGGAUCAUAGCAGCUAGUCUCAGAAAUUGGUGCAGGCUUGCCCUCCACUUAAUUUCAUCAAUUCUCUUCAGCCUGUCAGUAAGGAAACUAGUGUUGCCACUAGAGGGCGUCCUUAGGCACCAUUUAGAUGGCUCUGUAGGGCCACAGCUGGCUAAGGGUUUAAAUUCUGCAGUUUCAGAACUGGACUCUGGCCUCUGGCCAGCUGUGGCAAUGCUGGUCAGACUGGCAUGGACAUUAUCCACCUCAGGUGUCUCUCCAUUCAGUUCUCAAUACCAGUGGUUGUGACUUUUGCUUUUUUUUUGUAGUGAGUGAUGGAUAGUUACAACGAGCUCAAUAUUGGAGUUGUUCCCUGUAGACUUUUUUAAAAAAAUGUUUAUUUUAUUGAGGAGAGAUACAUAGACCAAAGCACUGCUCAGCUCUGGUUUAUGGUAGUACUGGAGAUUUAACCUAGGACCUCAGAGUUCCAGGCAUGAAAGUCUCAUUUUUUUGGUGUCAUUUCCAAAGGAACAUGCUUAUUUUACUUAUUUUCUUAGUUAUCUUUAUUUAUUUAUUGGAGAGAGACAGCCAGAAAUCAUUAAUUAUCUUUAUUUAUUUAUUGGAUAGAGACAGCCAGAAAUCAAGAAGGAAGGGGGUGAUGGAAAGGGAGAGAGACAGAGAGACACCUGCAGUACUGCUUUACCACUUUCAAAGCUUUCCCCUGUGGGUGGGGCGUGUGUACUCAAACCCAGGUCCUUGUGCACUGGAAGAUGUUUUCAAGCAGGUGCACCACCCAGUCCCACAUAGGCUUAUUUUAAAGAAAUAAGGAACAAGACUUAGAAUAUGAAAGUGCUUAGUUGCCAGUUUUGUGGUUCUUUAAAAUUAUGUUUUUUAGAGAAAACUCAAAAAAGUAUUAUAAAAUGACAAGAUUUCCUUUUUAAAAAAAAUUUAUUUAUUUAUUGGAUAGAGACAGCUAGAAAUUGAGAGUGUAGGGGAGAUAGGGAAAAAGAGAGACACCUGCAGCACUGCUUCACCACUUGCAAAGCUUUCCCCCUACAGGUGGGGACCGGGGGCUCAAACCUGGGUCCUUGAGCACUGUAACGUGCACUCAACCAGGUGUGCCACCACGGAGCCCCAAGAUUUCCUUUUUUUUUUUUCUUUCCUUUUUUUACCAGAGCACUGCUCAGCUCUGGCUUAUGAUGGUGCAGGGGAUUGAACCUGAGAUGUUCAAGCCUCAGGAGUCUCUGCAUAACAUUAUGCUGUCUGCCCUUGCCCUAGAAUUGUCUAAAUUUUUUUUUUUUUUUUUUUUUGAGACAGAACCAGACCAUCAUUCUGGGAUACACCUGGGGUCAAAUUUAGGACCACCCAUGUAAGGUUAGCACUCCACCCACAGUACUGCCUGCUGUUUCUCCUCUCCUUCCUUUCCCUUCUUUCUGCCCCCACCCCCUUCCCUCUCUACCAGAGUACUGCUUGUGGUGGUAAUGAGGAUUGAACCUGAGUUUUGGGAGCCUCGGCCAUGAGGGUCUUUUUGCUUAACUAUUAUGCUAUUUCCCCCACUGUCCUUUUUUUUUUUUUUUUUUUUAAGAUUUGGAUACCAGUGGCCUGGGAAGGUAAAACAAUGGGUAGAGUGCCAGUCUUACAAGCAAGAAGUCCACUCAAAGCCAGACUAUGCCUGAGCUACUCCCUCAGAUUUUUUUUUUUAAAUAUUAAAAGAAGAUUUGGAUGGCAGUAUAUAGUGAUUGUUAAGACUCCAGGCCGGGAGUCAGGCGGUGGCUCAGUGGGUUAAGCGCACGUGGCGCAAAGCACAAGGACCGGCGUAAGGACCCCAGUUCAAGCCCUGGCUCCCCACCUGCAGGGGAGUCGCUUUACAAGUGGUGAAGCAGGUCUGCAGGUGUCUUAUCUUUCUCUCCCCCCUCUGUCUUCUUCUCCUCUCCAUUUCUCUGUCCAACAACAACGAGAUCAAUAACCACAACAAUGUUAAACAACAAGGGCAACAAAGGGAAAAUAAAUAUAUAUGUAACAAAAAAGAAAAAUAUUUAAAAAAAGGCCUAGGGGUUGAGCAGUGGUAGAAUGUACACAUUACUAUGUGCAUGGACCUGGUUUUUGUCCCUGGUCCUUGCCUGUAGUGAGGAAGCUUCAUAAGUAGUAAAACAGUGCUGCAGGUGUUUACACUCUCUCUAUCUCCCCCUCCUCAGUUUCUCUGUCCUAUCUAGUUUUAAAAAAGGGGUGGAGGGAAGCCAUUUUUCCCACAUUUUUGUUGCCCUUGUCAUUAUUAUUGUUAUUGCUGUUGUUGGACAGGACAAAAACGAGAGAUGGGGAGAGUGAAGUGACCCCAUGCAAGUGGGGAGCUGGGGGCUCAAAUGGAUCCGAAUCCUUGGCACCAUGUGUGCUUAACCCAAAGCACUACCACCCAGCCCCCUGGUGGCAACUUUCAAAAAGACUGUAGGCUUGACUCUUGUGUUCAAAUCUUGGCUUGGCACUAGCAAUAGAAUGAGGAAGUGCAUCAUCAGUUAGCUACUUUAAAGGGUAAUUGUUCCUCCUUCAGAUCCCUGUGUGAUGGGUACCUGAGGCUUCGUCUCUGAAAGAUACAGCAGUCUCUCCCUUGUGUGUGACUGAUUAGCCCUGUCCUCUAGAAGGCAGGGAGCAGACUUUCUCACAGGCAUGUUGGGACACUGCAAAA
Messenger RNA from Erinaceus europaeus (western European hedgehog), 7239 nucleotides. RefSeq names its product nucleolar protein 9 (gene NOL9). Gene Ontology annotation, biological process: cleavage in ITS2 between 5.8S rRNA and LSU-rRNA of tricistronic rRNA transcript (SSU-rRNA, 5.8S rRNA, LSU-rRNA). Bases 189 to 2285 code for a protein of 698 amino acids. The record is from RefSeq and is a predicted model, not a curated record. Lineage: Eukaryota; Metazoa; Chordata; Mammalia; Eulipotyphla; Erinaceidae. The transcript is spliced from 12 exons. Gene Ontology annotation, molecular function: polynucleotide 5'-hydroxyl-kinase activity. Gene Ontology annotation, cellular component: nucleus.